UCAUAUAGACAUUUGGUACCUAGCUGUUUUUUUCGCUUUUAAUUUAUUAUUGAUAUUUUACUUUUAGUGAAUAUUUUAAUGUAGUAUGUAAUGUAUUAGAUUUAAAUAAAAAUAAAGUAAAUUAUAAAUAAAAUAAUUAUGUUCUCACUACCGCGAGCAGUCUUAAGUUAUUUACGUCCAGAAAAAAUUCAAAUACUAUACAGUGCGGGUAUCAAAUAUUUUCCACCACCAAAGAAUUAUGACGACAUUGAAAUACCCGAGAGACCAAGGCUUAAAAUGAUGGACAAAGUCCCUCUCUAUCCAUCCAAUAUCAAACCUCCGAAAAUGCAGAAGCGGUUGAGGUAUAUGAGAGGGCCAGAAACUUUACAUAACACAUUACAAUUAAAACAGUAUGGUGUUGUGGCAACUGGUGGAGGGAGAUUACGGCAUGAACAUUUUGAAAUGAUUCGUUUGCAAGUAGCUAGAAGACUAGACAUGAAGAGAAUGUUUGCUAUCUGGCGUGUAGAGCCUCCAUGGCAACCUGUAACCAAGAAAGGACAGGGACAACGAAUGGGUGGUGGUAAAGGUGCAAUUGAUCAUUACUGCACACCAGUAAAAGCGGGAAGAAUCAUUUUUGAAAUUGGAGGAAAAUGUGAAUAUGCAGAAGCAUAUAAUAUGUUGCGGAUAAUUGCUGAAAGAUUGCCUUUUCAAGCUGAGCCUGUUUCUGAAGAGAUUAUGAUAAAGAAAGCAGCUGAAGAACAAUGGAGGGAGGAAAAUAACCUAAAUAAAUUCACUAUGAAAUAUUUAAUUCAGAACAAUAUUGGUGGAUGCUGUAGGCAUCUGUCUAAAUCAGAUCAACGCUGGUUUGGAAAAUAUAUGUAAUACAGUGUUAUUGUUAUAAGUGUAGAUAUUAAAUUGAAAUAUUAAUUUUUA
Leptidea sinapis is the source of this 912-nucleotide messenger RNA. It is a transcript of the gene mRpL16, whose product is annotated as 39S ribosomal protein L16, mitochondrial. Gene Ontology annotation, cellular component: ribosome; mitochondrial large ribosomal subunit. Gene Ontology annotation, molecular function: rRNA binding; structural constituent of ribosome. The transcript is spliced from 5 exons. NCBI's taxonomy places the organism in Eukaryota, Metazoa, Arthropoda, Insecta, Lepidoptera, Pieridae. The record is from RefSeq and is a predicted model, not a curated record. Bases 139 to 861 code for a protein of 240 amino acids. Gene Ontology annotation, biological process: mitochondrial translation.